UUGGAUGGAUUGGUUGGGAAGGGACAAAGGUCAAAGUUGAGGUUCCUAUAGGGAGGGAAUCUUUGUGCUUAUGGGGUUUCCUUGGUUGGGGACUCUCUUGGGACCUUCCCUCUCAUCCCUCUCUUUCUAUCCCAACCUUUCUCUUGCUCCUUCUAAUUCCUUGUGAGAUUCUUGAAUUUUGAUUGAACUCUUGAGAUUGAGUUAAGUUCUCCUCCUACAGCUUACCCCCUAGUGCGUCGAAAGCCAUAGCGUCGCGAAUACUUCAUCAAUCAACAUGAUUCAAAUUUGGAACGGUAGCUGAGAUUAAGAGCUACAACAUAUCCAAGUUUCGCGACAUUCCAACGGCUAGGUUUUCGUCGACGUCGUUUCUUGUGAAGACGACUUUUCUGUCAAGAAUUUCGGAUUUAUAUUUUGAGUAAUUCUAGCUCCUAAGUUCACCUAGACUCCGUCCUUAAUCCUAACAAAUGUUUACAUCACCUUUGUGAAGAAAGGGAGAGUGGUCACUGAGUUUCAGUAUUAUUGACAGUUCACAAGUGUGAUGCGGCGUCCUUGUUAGCUGUCUUGCAGACCCAUUUCGAAUCAACAGAAGUCGACAUGUCCAAGAUCUCGGGCAUCAGCACGGACGGGGCCAGCGUCGUGCGUGGAGAGCGUGGAGGACUUGUCACCCGCCUUCGAUAGUUGAUCCCGCACCUCGUUGCGAGCCACUGCAUCACCCAUAGGGAAGCGAUGGCAGCGAAGGAUGCCGCCAACAAGUUCCGCGACUUCGACAUAAUUGAUGAAGUCAUCUGCAUGCUGGCCGAGACUCUUGGGCGCUCUUCUAUCUGGCACGACCGGUUUCACGGACUUCAGGAGAUUCUGCUGAAGACCUUCCUUGAGAUGCAGAGCAUUUUUGCCAUCAGAUGGCUCUCCCGUGGUGAAGCAAUCCUCCGUCUGGUGGCAAAUCUUCCUGCCGCUGUCCUGCUACUGCACGAGUACGACACGGUCACUUACGAGGUGGCAAGAGGGUAUAAGUUUCACUUCUGCCUUUUCUUCCUCGCCGACCUCCUGGCGGAGCUCAACCGCCUCAACUAGAAGUUUCAGCGCCGCCAAGUAAUUUGUCGAACCCUGCUCCGUACCUUCCCUCCGGCCUAGUUCCACUCCAUCAGAGUUACAACUAAUGAUGUGGUUUCCUGCCAGUUGUGACAAUUUUGGUUUUCAUACGCUAUUCAGGGCUGGUCGGGGGGAAGUUUGAGGGGUGUUAGGGCACGGUGCUUUUACCAG
Molecule: messenger RNA, 1260 nt
Organism: Closterium sp. NIES-67
Lineage: Eukaryota; Viridiplantae; Streptophyta; Zygnematophyceae; Desmidiales; Closteriaceae
Source: the annotation of a GenBank genome assembly